AAAAAGGUUCUCAAAGGUUUUUUACAUAUAUAUAAAUAUAUAUUUAUUUUGUUUUCGUCAUGGAGAGGCACGCAGCGAGUUAUGAAAUUGAUACUGAGUCGUUGCCAGUCGCCAUAUGAUUGAAAUGCGCGGAAGUUUCCACUUGUCGUUUUCAAUUAGACAAGUGUACAACAGCCAAGUUAAGAGCAACAACACCAGCAACAACAAGAGAAACAGCAUUAAGCACGGGGAGCACUACAAAGCCAACUGGCAUCAGACAGCAUAGCCACAGUCGAACCACAGUCAACGUUGCGGCAACGUUGUCCAGCUAAGCACGAAGGAAAGCGAAGCAAAGGAUAUAGCAAAUAUCAGCAACGACAACGACAACGACAGGAUGACGCUGGAGCAGGAACAGCUGAUGCCGCCGCCCUAUGAAGCCGGCAUGGCCAUCAUCUGCAAGGAUCUAGAUAAAAGCAACCUGCAAGCCGCAGCCGCGGCCGCAGCCGCAGCCACCGCCACACAGAACAACAACAACAGCAAGGACAGCACUAAGGAUAGUGACAAACAGAGCAACAGCAAACAGAGCAAAUCGCAUAAGCGUAAAGAGAGCAGCCUACCUCUAGGCGAGCGCCACUUGGCCGUCCUGCGACAGGAGCUUAUGGUCUUCCUGGGCAACAGCGGCGUUCUUGGCUCCGGCAUGGUUGUCAGCAUGCCAAGCGUUACGCUCAACCAGCUGAGCGAUGAGACGCAACCAUUCUGGCUGAACAAGGACGAGGCCAGCUGGUUUGCCUCCAUCAACAACAUGGCCUGUCCGCUGGGUGGUCUGAUGGUUAGCUACUUUCUAGAUCGCAUCGGACGCAAAUAUACGAUUCUGCUGACGAAUGUGAUCGGCCUAAUUGGCUGGCUGUUGCUAGCGACAAGUUUUUUGCACACGAAUCGGGAUCUCGUCUAUGCUCAGAUGCUGGUGGGUCGGGCCUUUGGCGGCAUGAUGAUUGGCAUGUUUGUCUCGCCGGUGGGCGUCUACUCCGCCGAGAUCAGCCUACCGCGCAUCCGAGGCCGCUUGAUCUUGGGCACCUCGAUCGGGCUGGCAUCGGGGAUACUGCUGAUGUACCUGCUGGGCUACUUCAUACGGCAUAACGUGGUGCUCAUAGCGAGCAUCAGCUGCGCCUACCAGCUGGCCGCCACGCUGCUGGUGAUGCCCAUGCCGGAAUCGCCUAGCUGGCUGCUGCAGAAGGGCCGCAUCGAGUUGGCGCGCCGAUCGCUGCGCUAUUUCCGCGGACUGCACCGCAGAGAUGACGAUUGCGUGCCAGAGUUCGAGGCGGAGCUGACGCAAAUGAAGAUGACGGCGGACAAUAGCCGGGACACGGCAGCCAGCGAAUCCAUUAGCCAGGCCAUACGCAGGCCAGAGGUCUACAAGCCGCUACUUAUGAUGAUUGGGUUCUUUGGCUUCCAGCAGGCCUGCGGCGUUGUUGUCAUCAUUGUGUACGCGGUGCAGAUCGCUCAGAGAGCUGGCGUGACCAUCGACCCGGUGCUGGUGGCUGUCAUGCUGGGCGUGGCACGCAUCAUAACCACCUUCUUCAUGAGCAGCAUCUUCGAGAAGUGGGGCAGACGGCCGGCGGGCAUCUUCUCAGCCUCGGGCAUGGGCAUUUGUAUGCUCUUCUUAGCCACCGGUGGCUGGUGUCCCAGCACCGUGGGCACCUGGUCCUGGCUGCCCGUCGUCUGCAUUGUGGCGCACAUUGUGUUCUCGACGAUGGGCAUGCUGACGCUGCCCUUCAUCAUGAUAUCGGAGGUAUUUCCGCAGAGCGUGCGUGGCAGUGCGUCCGGCAUUUCGGUCUUCUUCGGCAUGAUCUUGGCCUUCAUCUGCCUGAAGAUCUAUCCGAAUAUGGAGGCGCUGCUCGGCACAUCGAAUCUGUUUGCCUUCUAUGCGAUCGUCUCGUUUGUGGCCGCCCUCUUCAUCUACAGCUUCGUGCCAGAGACGCGCGGACGCACACUCAUCGAAAUCGAGGAGCACUGGCGCAUGGGCCGACGGGGCAGACGGGCGCAGCGAGCCUCAGCGGCGGCCGUUAACAAUCUGAAGGACGUCGAGCUGCACGAGGUCUUCCUGAAAAAGUGAGUGAGGCCAGCUCGUGGCAAUGCAAUCUGUGAUGUGUUAAGUACUUAGCCUUAGCCAAAUGGAAUGCGGCAUUUUCUAUGGCAAACAACAACAACAACAACAAAUAACAAUAAAACAAACAAAA
Messenger RNA from Drosophila hydei, 2216 nucleotides. Its product is annotated as facilitated trehalose transporter Tret1-2 homolog. Gene Ontology annotation, molecular function: sugar transmembrane transporter activity. The transcript is spliced from 3 exons. The coding region runs from base 374 to 2092 and encodes 572 amino acids. The record is from RefSeq and is a predicted model, not a curated record. Gene Ontology annotation, biological process: carbohydrate transport; transmembrane transport. NCBI's taxonomy places the organism in Eukaryota, Metazoa, Arthropoda, Insecta, Diptera, Drosophilidae. Gene Ontology annotation, cellular component: membrane.